AUGGCGGCCCAGCUUGAGAACUACAGAACCGCCAACAUCCAGUUGGUGCAAAAGAUCCACCUCCAAAACGAGUUGCUAUUGGCUGCAAGAAAAGAAGAAACGACAGCAUCAACCAUGGACGAGUUCAAUCCAGACUUUUACCAGAAGCAAUUGGCUUCCUUGACAAUCAACUCCCGAGCAGUCAUCACCGAUUUGACCAACAUUGCCGAACGAAACGUGGACAAAUGUAACGAGAUAUGUGAGAUGAUUGAGACCCGCAUCAAGAAGUGUCUUCCCCAGCACAAGCUCAAUGCCAUGUAUCUAUUGGAUUCCAUAUGUAAAAACGUGGGGAAUCCAUACAACGUUAUCUUUGGCAAGAAUCUAUUCAAAACCUUCACAGAAACCUAUUCCAUCGUCACAGACACUCCCACCAGACAGCAUCUCAUAAACUUGUUUAAGACCUGGAUAAAUGCAAAAACAAACACCGGCUCAGAACUCUUCCCCCAACCCAUACUCGGCAAGAUCGAGAAAUUCAUCAUACAGGCCACCUCCAUCAACGGCUCGACGCCGCCUCCCACCACUGCUGGGCCUGGAGCCGUGUCCCAGAAGUUCAGGCUUGCCCCAGACUGGCUAAUGAAAGAGGGCAGAAGCUUGUUGCUCUUGAUCAUCAAGCUCAACCAAGGUGCGGAGUACUUGCUCUCGAACACCGACCUGAUCACCGAGGAAGACGUGAAGAGCGUCAACCAGGGCGAAGCACAUAGAAAUACCUUGGUAUCCAUGAUCAACGAGACUCUAGAUGGAAUCAUGUUUGAUAUGAGAGGUAGCGAUGCAGACUCCACCCCAACCAUGCAAUUCGAAGCUAACGUAAAGAAAUACCAUGCCAACUUUCAAAAUGUCAGAAAGGAUUUAGAAGAGCAGGUUAUCAAAGAGGAAACCCUCAUGAAGAAAGUACAUGAGAAAUUACAUGCGAUUAAACUUAAACAAGAGCUGAAACAGAAGCUCUUGGCCAAACGGUCCAAAAUCAGAGAAUUCAUAGCAGCUAACAAGGUGUUAUUGAAUGCUAAGCCCAACCCAUUAUACUUCACAAACAUCACUCAAGACAUCAAGGCCAACCCGGAAAUAGUCAAUUUCAUUCAAUCAUGGGGUAAGAUUCCCGUGGUUAAGGCAAUACCCACAAAGCCCCAAGAGCCCAUAAAACCUACUGUGGACUUGAGUCUGAGCUUAGGAAUGAAUUUUGGUUCUUUCAACUUUCUGGACUCUAUUUUGAGUAAUGGUGUUGUGGACCAUGCCCUGGAACCGAAACAAACAGUGGAAGUACCCUCCCGAGACUCAUCCUCCGAGACCGAAGAACCAGCAAACGAGCCUGUACUUGAAGUAACAUCCGACAAAAUAGUACCUGAAGUGGAACAACUGUCCGAUAAAUUGGUGCCUGAAGUGGAAGAAUCUUCCCCCAACCUUGUUCCCGAAUUCAAAAAAGUUGUGGAUGAAGAAACUCCAGUCGAGGCCCACAAUGCAGAAGAUUUUGAUUCAGACGAUGGCAUACCGCAAAGUAUACUGAAUACUGAAUCUGAUGUAAUGCAAGAGGAGGAUGAGGAUGAGGACGCAUACGAUCCUCCCUUACCUCCAGUGCGGUCACCUUCGCCUGAAGUAGAAGUGGCACUCCACUCCAACGAGCCAGCUUCGGUAGAAGACGAAGAGGACGAUUAUGAGCCUACUUUUGAUGGAGAGACGUCACAAGAAAAGGAGCAUGUUAUACCCCAAAUGCAAUACUACAUGCGUACCGGUACGGGAAUGAUUCCCCCUAGACUGGAAGCGUUGUACAACAUGACAGCACCAGGAAUAGAGCCCAGGAGGCCGUCGAUUCUCAAGCGUAAAGCUUCAGAUGGUGCAAGAGUCGUCAAAAGAGUCAGAUUCGAUAUAUAA
Suhomyces tanzawaensis NRRL Y-17324 is the source of this 1902-nucleotide messenger RNA. RefSeq lists its product as uncharacterized. The record is from RefSeq and is a predicted model, not a curated record. The transcript is spliced from 2 exons. NCBI's taxonomy places the organism in Eukaryota, Fungi, Ascomycota, Pichiomycetes, Serinales, Debaryomycetaceae. Gene Ontology annotation, molecular function: mRNA binding; RNA polymerase II complex binding. Gene Ontology annotation, biological process: termination of RNA polymerase II transcription. The coding region runs from base 1 to 1902 and encodes 633 amino acids. Gene Ontology annotation, cellular component: cytoplasm; mRNA cleavage factor complex.